This is a messenger RNA of Sardina pilchardus (European sardine), 4290 nucleotides long. Its product is annotated as NACHT, LRR and PYD domains-containing protein 3-like. The coding region runs from base 121 to 3255 and encodes 1044 amino acids. Gene Ontology annotation, biological process: intracellular signal transduction. NCBI's taxonomy places the organism in Eukaryota, Metazoa, Chordata, Actinopteri, Clupeiformes, Clupeidae. Gene Ontology annotation, molecular function: protein binding. The record is from RefSeq and is a predicted model, not a curated record. The transcript is spliced from 12 exons.
GAGCAUUUGAGGAUCACAGAAUUGGACAAACAGACCAGUUGCCCGUAGAGAGCAUUUGAGGAUCACAGAAUUGGAAUUGGACAAACAGAAAAACAAAGAGCUAACACUGAUGAAGCAGCGAUGGGGGCCCAACAUGCUAACAACAGGCCUCCCUCCCGCACAACCACCUGUGUGUCCAUGAAGAGUGCUGAGUCUAUGGGUCGACCAAUCGCCUUUACAGGAGGACACUCUUCUACUGACCAGAUGAGGGAUGCAAAUUCUAACAGGUCACCCUCCCCUACGACCACAUGUGUGUCCAUGAUGAGAGAUUGGCCCAUGGCUCGACCAAUGACCUUCAAAAUUGGAGACUCUUCUACUGGAAAGAUGGGGGGCACCAGCUCUAACCAGAGGCCUCUGUCCCCUGCACCCACCCGUGUGUCCAUGAAGAGUGAUGAUUCUAUGGGUCCACCGGUCGACUUUAAAGGAGGAGACCCUUCUACUGAGCAGAUGAGAGACACAAGUUCUAACAGGUCACCCUCAACUACUAAGUCCAUGACUCGACCAAUGACCUUUAAAAGUGGAGACUCUUCUACUGGAAAAUAUCAGCAGAUCCACAAAUCCCACCUGCAGAAGAUGUUUCAGUGUCUGAUUGAGGGAAUCACACAGCAUGGAGACACCAGACUCCUCCAUGAGAUCUACACAGACCUCUACAUCACAGAGGGGGGAGGAGGAGAGGUCAAUGAUGAACAUGAGGUCAGACAGAUAGAGAGGGCAACCUGGAGAGAAGCAGCACGAGGCACACCCAUCAAAUGCAGUGACAUCUUUAAACCCUUAUCCAGACAAGUCGAACCCAUCAGAACAGUGCUGACAAAGGGAGUGGCUGGCAUUGGAAAAACUGUAUCAGUGCAGAAGUUUAUUGUAGACUGGGCCGGAGGAACAGCCAAUCAGGAUAUCCACUUCAUAUUUCCUCUUCCUUUCCGGGAGCUGAACCUCAUGAUGGAGGAAAAAAUAAGUCUGGUUGGUCUUAUUCAGCAUUUUUUUCCAGAGUGCAAUGGUCCAAGAGUCUUCACCAGUUCAGAGCACAGAGUCAUGUUCAUCUUUGAUGGUCUGGAUGAGUGUCGACUUCCACUAGAUUUCCACUCACACCCAGAGUGUUGUGAUGUGACAGAGCCAGCCUCAGUGGACGUGCUGCUGACAAACCUCAUCAAAGGUAAUCUACUUCCUUCUGCUCUCCUCUGGAUCACCACCCGACCAGCAGCAGCCAAUCGGAUCCCUCGUAAGUGUGUGGACCAGGUGACAGAAAUUAGGGGAUUCAAUGACCCACAGAAAGAUGAGUACUUCAGGAAGAGAAUCAGUGAUGAGAACCUUGCUAGCAAAACCAUCACACACCUGAAGUCAUCCAGGAGCCUCUACAUCAUGUGCCACAUUCCGGUCUUCUGCUGGAUUUCAGCCACUGUGGUAGAGAUCAGCGGCAUCAGAGAGGUAUUAGAGGAAUCAGAGAGAGUAGAAAUGCCAAGGACUCUGACUCAAUGGUACACGCACUUCCUGGUCAUCCAAACAAACAUGAAAAAGUUCACAGACAGAAAAGAAAGAGAUGAAGACGUGAUUUUCAAACUGGGGAAACUGGCCUUCCAACAGCUGGAGAAGGGCAAUCUGAUCUUCUAUGAGGAAGACCUGAGAGAGUGUGGCAUUGAUGUCACAGAAGCAUCGGUGUACUCGGGAGUGUGUACUCAGAUCUUCAGAGAGGAGGCUGGGCUGUACCAGGGGAAGGUGUUCAGCUUUGUGCAUCUGAGUAUCCAGGAGUUUCUUGCAGCUCUGUAUGUGUUUCUCUGCUUCAGCAACAGACAGAGAAACAUGGCUGACCAACAGCAAAGCUCUCAGCUCUCUGCUCUGUUCACAGCUGCAACACUUCAUGAUCUACACAAGACUGCAGUGGACCUGGCCUUACAGAGUAAGAAUGGACACCUGGACCUUUUCCUCCGCUUCCUUCUGGGCCUCUCACUGGAGUCCAAUCAGAAUCUCUUAAAGCACCUACUCUUAAAGGGCUGUAGCCAAUCAGAUAGCUCAGCGCAAACAGUCCAGUGUGUCAAACAGAAGAUCAGAGAUCAGAGUAGCUCAGCCAGAAGGAUCAACCUGUUCUACUGUCUGAAUGAGCUGAACCACCAUGCUGUAGUGGAGACCAUUGACAAGAGCUCAGGAAUUCUGUAUGUAGACACACUGUUACCAGGAGAGUGGAAGACUGGGAGAUUUGAGAUUAAGAUGUCAGAAGAACAGCUAGAUGAGUUUGACCUGCAGAAGUACUUAAAGACACCAGAAAAAGAUCAGACUGAAAUAUUAAGUCCAGAUGAUGUUCUUCAGAAGCUGAUGCCAGUGGUUACAACAUCAGAAUCAGCUCAGCUGAGGGACUGCAAUCUGACAGAGAAGAGCUGUUCCUAUCUGGCCUCUGCCCUGACAUCACACUCCUCAAGUCUCAGACUGCUGGACCUGAGUGGCAAUGACCUGCUGAACUCAGGAGUGGAACUUUUAUGUGCUGCUCUUUGCUAUCAACACUGCAUAGUUGAGGAACUUCAGCUGAAUAGCUGUAAUCUGACGGAGAAGAGCUGUUCCUAUCUGGCCUCUGCUCUGACCUCACACUCCUCAAGUCUCAGACUGCUGGACCUGAGUGGGAAUGACCUGCUGGACUCAGGAGUGGAACUUUUAUGUGCUGGUCUUUGUCAUCAAUAUUGCAAACUCGAGGAACUUCAGCUGAUUGUCUGUAAUCUGACAGAGAAGAGCUGUUCCUAUCUGGCCUCUGCCCUGACCUCAGACUUCUCAAGUCUCAGACUGCUGGACCUGAGUGGCAAUGAGCUGCUGGACUCAGGAGUGGAACUAUUAGAUUCUGCUCUUUGUCAUCAAAACUGCAAGCUGGAGAAAUUAAAGCUGAAUGGCUGUAGGCUGACAGAGAACAGCUGUUCCUAUCUGGACUCUGCUCUGACCGCACCCUCCUCAAGUCUCAGACUGCUCGACCUGAAGGGCAAUGAGCUGCUGGACUCAGGAGUGGAACUUUUAUGUUCUGCACUUUGUCAGCAGAACUGCAAACUGGAGGAACUAUGGCUGAUUGGCUGUAAUCUGACGGAGAGGAGCUGUUCCUGUCUGGCCUCUGCCCUGACCGCACCCUCCUCAAGUCUCCGAGUGCUGGACCUGAGAUACAAUGACCUGAGUGAAUCAGCUGUAGAGCCGCUCUCUGCUCUACUGAACGACACGGAUUCUAAACUGGAGGAUGUAGAAUGGUAUUAGUUCAGGAACAGCCCUGAACUGGAUGGACACACACACACACACACACACACACACACACACACACACACGCACACAUACUCAGAGAAGAGGAUCAUAACGGCCCUGAACUGGAUGGGUCCAGGAGGUCAUGACAUGAACAUGACAUACACACACACACACACACACACACACACACAGACACACACACACACACACACACACACACACACACACACACACACACACAAGAGGAUCAGUCCACACACACACACACACACACACACACACACACACACUCACACACACAAAGAGAGAAGAGGUUCAGUCACUCUCAAGCAUGUGCAAAUAUACCAGUUGUAUAAACAUCUGAAAUCUGUUGUAUCUAUUUGUUAUUGUUUGGUAUGUAUGAAACCAUAUAUGGAGUGGAAAAGACAUUGUAUAAUACCUAUCACUAUCUGUUGUAAAGAUAUUUGUUCAUACUGUAUAUAUAUUAUUGUAAUAUUUUUUAUCUUUGGAUAUUUGGACAUUGAAAUUGUAUACAAUUCUAUCAAAUAUAUGUGUGAGUGAGUGUGCUUGUAUUUAUGUGUGUGUGUGUGUGUGUGUGUGUGUGUGUGUGUGUGUGUGUGUGUGUGUGUGUGUGUGUGUGUGUGUGUGUGUGUGUGUGUGAAAGAGGCCCUGAACGGCCCUGAACUGGAUGGCUCCAGAAGGUCAUGACAUGAACAUGGCAUACACACACACACACACACACACACACACACACACACACACACACACACACACACACACACACUCACACAAAGAGUGAAGAGGUUCAGUCACUCUCAAGCAUGUGCAAAUAUACCAGUUGUAUAAACAUCUGAAAUCUGUUGUAUCUAUUUGUUAUUGUUUGGUAUGUAUGAAACCAUAUAUGGAGUGGAAAAGACAUUGUAUAAUACCUAUCACUAUCUGUUGUACAUAUAUUUGUUUAUACUGUAUAUAUAUUAUUGUAAUAUUUUUUUAUCUUUGGAUAUUUGGACACUGUUGUUGAAAUUGUAUACAAAUCUAUCAAAUAUAUGU